AUGCCUCAUAAACACAAGUCCAAAAAGGGCGAAUUCGAAGCAGAAUUCGAUCUCGCCCCUACAGAGAAAGCGCGAUCUCUUCCCGUAAAUAAACGAAAAGCGGCAUCAAGUUCUGGAGAGCGAGCUACAAAGAAGCGUACCAGAACCUCAAGAGACAAUGACACUCCGCGAGCCUUCAAGAGAAUAAUGGCAGUGGCAGGGGGAAAAAAGAUUAGAUCAGGCUUGGAUGAUGGUCAACUAGACAAAACGACUACGAAGGGUACAGAUGUCACCAGCGAGAAGCUUCAAAUUCGUCCCGGUGAAAACUUAGGGGCCUUUGCCAGCCGGGUUGACGCGGCUCUACCAGUAUCGGGGCUUGCCCAGAAAACCAGCACGAACGCAGAGGGGAAAGACGCAUUAGGAUUGAAAGUGUAUCGUACUCGCAAAGAGCGCAAAAUGCAUAAACUCUACGACCAAUGGAGGGCAGAGGAAUCGAAGAUACAAGAAAAGAGGGAGGAGGAGCUGGAGCGCAUAGCAGAACGCGACCUAGAAGAUGACGCCGCCGGCAUUCUUACCUCAGCUGCCUUUGAAAACGAGAACGGCCAUACGAAAAAGAGAAAAGGAGGCAAAAGGAAAAGAAUAGUAGAGGAAGACCCUUGGCUGGAAUUAAAAAAGCGAAGAGGAGAGAAGAAAGCAAAGGUUCAUGAGGUUGUAUUAGCACCACCAGAAUUUCAUAAUAAAAUUAAAUAA
Molecule: messenger RNA, 729 nt
Organism: Trichoderma aggressivum f. europaeum
Lineage: Eukaryota; Fungi; Ascomycota; Sordariomycetes; Hypocreales; Hypocreaceae
Exons: 2
Coding region: 1-729 (242 amino acids)
Source: RefSeq, a predicted model, not a curated record